AUGGCGCCCAGCUUCGAUACCCUGUCCGAACAGGACCUCCACGAGGAGGAAGAGGAGGAGAUUGAUUUCUCCGAUCUCAAGGAGCAGUUUGACGUGAAACUCGACGAGGGUCUGGAUACUUUUGUUGUUAUUGAUGGCCUUCCUGUUGUCCCCGAGGACUCCCGCCAAAAACUUAUCAAGUUCUUGUUGAGAAAGCUUAACUCCGUUGGUCACGCCUCCGAAGAUGCCGUUUUUAUGCCGGUCACCGACAAGGGCAUGACCGAAGGAUUCGCUUUCGUUGAGUACGAGACUCCCGAACAGGCCGUCGCCGCCGUCAAGCAGCUGCACGGUGUCCCCCUCGACAAGAAGCACACCCUUUCCGUGAACAAAUUGAUGGAUAUCGAGCGCUAUGGCCGUGAGGGUCGCAUUGAGGAUGAAUACGUCGAGCCCCAGGUUGAGGCGUUCAAGGAGAAGGAGCACCUGCGCUCUUGGAUGGGAGAUAGCAACGCCCGUGAUCAAUUCGCCCUUUACCGCAACGACAAGGUUGGUGUCUUCUGGAACAACAAGUCGAACCCUCCCGAGAACGUCGUCGAUCGCGCACACUGGACACAACUCUUUGUUCAAUGGUCCCCCAAGGGUACCUUCCUCGCCUCCGUCCACCCCCAGGGUGUCCAACUCUGGGGUGGAGCUUCCUUCUCCAAGCAGAAGCAGUUCCCCCACCCCUUCGUCCAGCUCGUCGAAUUCUCUCCCUUGGAAGGCUACCUGACCACAUGGUCCUCUCGCCCCAUCCAGGUCGAGGAGGGCCAGCCCAUCCUGACCUACGAGGAGGAUGGCAAGAACAUCAUUGUUUGGGAUAUUGAGACCGGAAAGCCCCUCCGUUCGUUCGUGUCGCACGACCUGGCUGCUGGUCCCGCCGAUGAGGGCGAGGUCGCCCCCAAGAAGAAGGUGCAAUGGCCGGCUUUCAAGUGGUCUGCGGAUGAGAAGUACGUGGCGCGCAUGCUCCAGGGUCAGUCGAUCUCCAUCUAUGAGCUGCCCAACAUGAAUCUUCUGAACAAGACCUCGGUCAAGAUCGAGGGUGUGAACGACUUUGAGUGGUCUCCAGCCACUGUCACCCGUGACGGCGUCAAGCAGUACGAGCAGCUGCUCUGCUUCUGGACCCCCGAGAUUGGCAGCAACCCUGCCCGUGUGGCCAUGAUGAGCGUUCCCUCCAAGGAGAUUGUCCGUACCCGUAACCUGUUCAACGUGUCCGAUGUCAAGCUGCACUGGCAAUCACAGGGUGCCUACGUCUGUGUCAAGGUCGACCGUCACUCCAAGUCCAAGAAGUCGUUGGCUACCAACCUGGAGAUUUUCCGCGUCAAGGAGAAGGGUGUUCCCGUUGAGGUUGUUGACAGCCUGAAGGAUACCGUUAUUAACUUCGCCUGGGAGCCCAAUGGAUCCCGCUUCGUCGCCAUCACUACCGGUGAGAACCCCGCUGGUCCCGCCGCUCCUCCCAAGACCGGUGUCCAGUUCUUUGCUACGGAAAAGAAGGGCAGCACUGCCGGUAACUUCAAGCUUGUGCGCACAGUCGAGAAGAAGACCAGCAACGGUAUUUACUGGUCUCCCAAGGGUCGCUUCGUCAUUGUGGCCACUGUCCACUCCCAGUCCAGCUUCGAUCUCGACUUCUGGGAUAUGGACUUCGAGGGUGAGAAGGUCGAGGCCGAGAAGGAUCUCGCUGCCAACCUGCAAUUGAUGAAGACCGUGGAGCACUACGGUGUCACAGAUGUCGAGUGGGACCCCACAGGUCGCUACGUCGUCACCAGUGCCAGUGUUUGGACUCACUCAAUGGAAAACGGCUGGAACCUUCACACUUUCUCCGGAACUACCCUCUCCGAGAACCCCACCGAGAAGUUCAAGCAGUUCCUGUGGCGCCCACGUCCCGCCACUCUUCUCAGCAAGGAGGAGCAGAAGCAAGUGCGCAAGAACCUGCGCGAGUACUCCAAGGAGUUCGACGAGGAGGACCGUUUCGCCGUGGAUAUCGCCAACACCGCUGUCGUCGAGACCCGCAAGCGUGUGCUCAACGAGUGGCUUGCCUGGAUGCGCCAGGAGAAGGAGCUCCAGGCCGAGGAGAAGGAGGCUCUUGGACUCCCCGAGGAUGUCGACUCACCCCAGGCUGCCAAGGAUGCCCCUGUCGGCGGCCAGGAGCAAGGCGACACCGUGGUGGAGGAGAUUGUGGAGGAGAUCAUCGAGGAGACCGAGGAGGUCAUUGGUUGA
Molecule: messenger RNA, 2229 nt
Organism: Penicillium longicatenatum
Lineage: Eukaryota; Fungi; Ascomycota; Eurotiomycetes; Eurotiales; Aspergillaceae
Gene: EifCb
Product: translation initiation factor eIF3 core subunit b
Exons: 4
Coding region: 1-2229 (742 amino acids)
Biological process (GO): translational initiation
Cellular component (GO): eukaryotic translation initiation factor 3 complex
Molecular function (GO): RNA binding; translation initiation factor binding; translation initiation factor activity
Source: RefSeq, a predicted model, not a curated record